Messenger RNA from Ilyonectria robusta, 1251 nucleotides. RefSeq lists its product as uncharacterized. Bases 1 to 1251 code for a protein of 416 amino acids. The record is from RefSeq and is a predicted model, not a curated record. Lineage: Eukaryota; Fungi; Ascomycota; Sordariomycetes; Hypocreales; Nectriaceae. The transcript is spliced from 2 exons.
AUGGACUCAGAAAUCAAGUUCGAGAUCCCCGACGACUGUCGCGACUUCUCGCCGUUUGCCCGUCUCCCCGCCGAGAUCCGCCAUCAGAUUUGGGAAUGUACGCUCUCGACACCUGGCAUGCACUUCCUCAAGAUCCAGUCCGCCGAAAUCAGUGGGAGGUGGUGGACCAAGAGCAUGGACCCUCUUCAUACCGACUCCGAGGAUAGCAGCGACGAGGAUAAGGAAAACGACGACAUCGCCCUGGAGGUCAGGCGUGAAGUGCACCCGACCGUAUCUCACUGUGCGAGCUUGGUGCCACUAUAUCCAAGCCCGGAAGCGGACAUUUCGUACUACACGACACUCAACCAGGAAAUCACCAAGCUGUCCGUUACUUGUAACGAGGCGGCGAAUGUCGUCAAGCAUCUGAUGACUCGACCAACCACUCUCAAGCUGGGUGGUGGCCGGAUGAUCAGCCUUGACAUCUCCUCGGACAUUGUAUCUCUGGAAUACGUCCCCCAGGAUGUUUUCGAAGAUGGCUUCCAGUUCACAAAGACUAUUCAAUGCCCAGGACUUGAGAGAAUCCGCAAAGUUGCCGUUCGCUACUGUCACAAGUGGCAUGAACAGCAUUCGCCUACCCGUUGCUCGGUUUGUGGGCAGAUACACAACACACCCGAUAGAGUCGCGUAUCCGAAGCACCUUUAUCAGCUCCUCGCACGAUAUUUGCCAAACCUCGAGCACUUUUACUUUGUCGACUAUCUCAUUCUGCGCAAGUCCAUGAGUGAAGAUGGGCAAGAAAGCAGUUGUGCAGGAGCUGCGGCCGGGACUAAAAUUAAGGGCAAGAGGACACCGGGCAAGUUCGAGGGUGGAAACAGGACAUACUUCGAAGUUGAUGACCAAGAGUGGACUGUUAAAUCCAAGGUUUUUGAGACAACGUCGUGGCUGCAGGAUCGGUACGUCAAGUACGCAAAGACAAGCAAGCUCAGUUGUCACAAAAACCCAGAAAAGGUCAAGUUCGGAGUACUAGCCUGCGAGUGGACUGUUGGACGCCGUACAGAGAUGAGGAAGGCACCAACUACACCGAUCAAGAAGGGUCGCAACAAGCGAGCCUUUUGCGAAGAGCACCCUACUUGGAGGAGCCGGCAUUCUCCUCAAAUAACAUCGGCUCUGACGAUAGGAAAUGCCCCAACUGAGUUGAAGGCUACUUUCCCGUUCGUGUUUGGUGUUUCAGAAGGAAAUGAGUAUGAGUUCACCUUUACAGCACCUCUACGAUGA